This is a messenger RNA of Sus scrofa (pig), 6643 nucleotides long. The record is from RefSeq and is a predicted model, not a curated record. NCBI's taxonomy places the organism in Eukaryota, Metazoa, Chordata, Mammalia, Artiodactyla, Suidae.
UCCUUUGCCUGGCGCCAUUUCUGUGGCGUGAAGAGGCCCUGCGUGCGGCCUGCGGUCAUGGCGCUGUUCCCCGCCUUCGCCGGCGUUAGUGAGGCUCCCAGUAGCGGGAGCUCCAGGAAAGAACUAGACUGGCUGAGCAACCCAAGCUUUUGUGUUGGAACCAUAACAUCUCUGAGCCGACAAACUGAAGAGGCCACACCACUUGUUUCUCAAGGGACAGCACUAACAAGGAGUCCUUUGAAAUCAGAGCGUUCAGAUGAAAGUGACACUAACAGAAAGCCCACACAAACAAGCAGAAAGAAGAAGAAAGAGAAAAAAAAGAAAAGGAAGCAUCAGCACCACAAGAAAACCAAGAGAAAACGUGGGCAGUCAAGCAGCAGUGGAUCCGAGUCAGAUACUGAUUCUGAAAAGGACAAACCUUCCAGAAGCAUCAGAGAUGGAAACAAGGAAUCAGAGAAACCAAAUCAAGAAAAUAAUGCUGCUGCUGACAAUGGACGUCGCUUUGUUUGGCUUGAGGACAUUCAGCCUCUGACAGGAGAAACCUUCAGGACAGACAAGAAACCAGACCCUGCAAACUGGGAGUAUAAGUCUCUUUACCGAGGAGAUAUAGCAAGGAAACUGCCAGACCUUUUUCCAAAGUGAUUGUUCCAGUUUACAUUCCCACCAGCAGCAGAGGAGAGUCCCCGCUACUCCCCACAUCCCUUGCCAGCAUUUGGCCUUGUCAGGCUUUUUAAUUCUAGCGGUCCUGAUACAAGAGGAAAGGAGACUCCUGCCUUGGCAUUAACCCUAAGAAGCAGUGUAUCUCUUGGGAGGGGACUUCCAUGGAGAAGAAGCGUUCACACAAGCACGUGGAGCGCUAUUUUACAAAGAAGAACGUGGGAUUAAUGAACAUUGAUGGAGUUGCCAUUAGCAGUAAAACUGAACUUCUGUCGUCGGAGCCAAUCUCGUUUAUCCCAGUGGAGGGCUCAGAGGAUGUGGUUUCUCCUGUUACAACUUGGUUGAACCCUCUGGGGAUUUAUGAUCAAGCCACCACGCAGUGGUUACAAGGACAGGGUCCUUCCGAGCAAGAAUCCCAGCAGCCAGACGCACAGCCCGACAGAGAGAGUGCGCUUCUGAAGGCCAAGGUGGAGGAGUUUAACAGGAAGGUUCGGGAGAACCCUCGGGAUAUUCAGCUGUGGAUGGCAUUUGUUGCUUUUCAGGACGAGGUCAUGAAAAGUCCGGGCCUCUACGCCAUCGAGGAAGGAGAGCAGGAGAAGCGGAAGCGGUCCCUGCGGCUGGUCCUGGAGAAGAAGCUGGCCAUUCUGGAGCGGGCCAUCGAGAGCAACCAGAGCAGCGUGGAGCUGAAGCUCGCCAAGCUGAGACUCUGCACUGAGUUCUGGGAACCCUCCACUCUGGUCAAAGAGUGGCAGAAGCUGAUAUUUUUACAUCCCAACAACACAGCCCUUUGGCAGAAAUACCUUCUCUUUUGCCAGAGUCAGUUCAGCACCUUCUCCAUCUCCAAAAUUCAGAGUCUUUACGGAAAAUGCUUGAGCACCUUGUCUGCUGUGAAGGACGGCAGCAUCUUAUCUCACCCUGAGCUGCCUGGCACCGAGGAGGCCAUGUUUGGCCUCUUUCUUCAGCAGUGCCACUUUCUGCGGCAGGCAGGGCAUUCCGAGAAGGCUGUCUCUCUGUUCCAGGCCAUGGUUGACUUCACCUUCUUCAAACCCGACAGUGUGAAGGACCUUCCCACCAAAGGACAGGUGGAAUUCUUUGAGCCCUUUUGGGACAGUGGAGAGCCCCGAGCUGGGGAGAAGGGCGCCCGCGGCUGGAGAGCCUGGAUGCACCAGCAGGAGCGGGGCGGCUGGGUGGUCGUCAACCCAGAUGAUGAUGAUGAUGAUGAACCAGAAGAUGACGACCAGGAAAUUAAAGAUAAGACUCUGCCCAGGUGGCAGAUCUGGCUUGCUGCUGAGCGGUCCCGGGACCAGAGGCACUGGCGGCCGUGGCGCCCUGAUAAGACCAAGAAGCAGACGGAGGAAGACUGUGAGGAUCCAGAGAGACAGGUGUUGUUUGAUGAUAUUGGGCAGUCUCUGAUCCGACUUUCCAGCCCGGAUCUUCAGUUUCAGCUGAUCUCGGCCUUUCUGCAGUUCUUGGGUGUGCCUUCUGGCUUUAGCCCUCCAGCCUCUUGCCUCUAUCAGGCCAUGGAUGAAAACAGCAUCUUCGAUAAUGGACUUUAUGAUGAAAGGCCCUUGACUUUCCUCAACCUUUCAUUUUCUGGCAUCAGCUGUGUCGGCCGCACGGACCAGUUAGGUUGCCGGCGCUGGACCAGGGGUCACCAUCGAGAGGGCGAGGAGUUCAUCCGCAACGUCUUCCACCUUGUGAUGCCUUUGUUUUCAGGCACGGAGAGGUCUCAGCUCUGCUUCUCCUGGUUACGGUACGAGAUCGCAAAGGUCAUUUGGUGUCUGCACACUAAAAACAAGAAGAGAUUAAAGUCACAAGGAAAGAACUGCAAAAAACUAGCCAAGAAUCUCCUUAAGGAGCCAGACAACCGCAACAAUUUUUGCCUCUGGAAGCAAUAUGCGCACCUGGAGUGGCUGCUCGGCAACACAGAAGAUGCCAGAAAAGUUUUUGAUACAGCACUCAGCAUAGCAGGGAGCAGAGAACUGAAGGACCACGAGCUCUGUGAGCUGAGUCUCCUCUAUGCUGAGCUGGAGGUGGAGCUGCUGCCUGACAUGAGAGGGGCCGCUACAGCCCGAGCUGUCCACAUACUGACCAGACUGACCGAGAACGGGCCCUACGGGCCUUACACGGGGCAGGUCUUGGCUGUUCACAUUUUGAAAGCUCGGAAGGCUUAUGAGCACGCGCUGCAGGACUGUUUGGGGGAGGGCUCUCUCUCCGAUCCAGCUCCCCCUGAUUCCUCCAACCGCCUGGUUAGCUUGGUUAAAUGCUUUAUGCUUUUCCAGUAUUUGACCACUGGGAUUGAUGCUGCUGUGCGGAUAUAUGAGCAGGUGUUUGCGAAACUCAAGGGCUCUGUGUCCGCCGAGGGCUGUGGCCUGGAGGGCAGCUCGAGCCCUCGGAGCCUGAGCGGUGUCCUCGAGGCUGCCGCCCUGAUGCACACGAGCCUGCUCAGAUUCCACAUGAAAGUCAGCGUCUACCCUCUGGCUCCUCUGCGAGAGGCUCUCUCGGAGGCUCUAAAGUUGUAUCCUGGCAACCAGGUUCUUUGGAGGUCAUAUGUACAGAUUCAGAAUAAGUCCCACAGUGCCAGUAAGACCAGAAGAUUCUUCAACACAAUGACCAGGUCUGCCAAACCCUUGGAGCCAUGGUUGUUUGCAAUUGAAGCUGAGAGAAUGAGGAAAAGCCUGGUGGAAACCGUGCAGAGGGUGGACGGGAGAGAGGUCCAUGCCACCAUUCCCGAGACCGGCCUGACACACCGGAUCAGUGCCCUGUUUGAACAAGCAUUGCGGAGUGACCACGGCAGCCAGUGCCCCUUAUUGUGGAGGAUGUAUUUGAAGUUUUUGGUUUCCUUAGGAAAUAAAGAAAGAAGCAAAGGUGUGUUCUACAAAGCCCUUCAGAAUUGCCCUUGGGCAAAGGUGUUGUACAUGGACGCCGUGGAGCACUUCCCUGAUGAGAUGCAGGAGAUCCUGGACCUGAUGACGGAGAAGGAGCUCCGGGUGCGCCUGCCCCUGGAGGAACUGGAGCUUCUGCUUGAGGACUAGAACCUGGGGAGUGGGGAGCGAGCCGAGGCCUCAGCGCCCGCCUGCCAAGGAAUCAGAAGCUUCCGGAUGAACCAGAAGCAUGUUGAGACCUCCACCUGUGAAGCUUCUUGGUAUUUUGUGUCUGGGCUGUCAGCUUCUUAUCUCUGGCACAUUUUUUGCAUGUGCAAAUGACACAGAGGCUACUGUCUUACAUAUUAUAUAUGUGAAUAUGUGUACAUAUGUACACAGACAAGAGUCGUGCCAAGUGACAACUGAAUGCGUUGUGGUUGCCGUGCAAAGUUCCCUUUGGUCCACUUUUAGCAUCAGCCCACCAGGGUGAGUGUACCUCUCGGCUGGCAUCCUUGGGGGUCCUGCCAAGCCUUCCGGGUCUGGUAGUGGAGGUGAGUGAAUCCUGGUCACUCAGUGCUGGGACCUCCUCCUCCAGGCUGCCCUUUUCUUCAGAUCAGAGCAGGGGGGGGGGCAUUUAAAACUUGUGUGUUCUCACCUGUAUCAGAUGUGUCCAGAGGCCUCAUUCUUCCCUAAGCUUUACUCGGUGACACCCCGACUGUGGACCCAGCAGCCUGCAUCAUUUUCGAAUUGCAGAGUCUCAGGCUCCACCCCAGCCCUGCUGAGUCAGCAUCUGUGCUCUUCAAGGACCCCGUUAGGGGCCCUGGGUGCGCGCUGCAGCGUGGACAGCACUGUGAGCACUGGCCACCAGCGUCGCCAAGUGGAGACUGGAGGCAGCUCCUCCCUCCCUCCGCACUCCGCCCUGCCUGUGAGAUGUGCAGAGCCCGGCCUAGACAGGAAGCCGGGACCGGCCACGUGCUCCUGAUCGCUGUGGGCUGAGUAACACCUGACUGAGAGGAAUUCCUUUAUCUUAGACCCUGUGAGUGGACACUUUCUUUGGCUCCCCCCCCCCUUUAAAUCAUGCUCUCUACAACUGCUGAAAGCUUAUUGCUUUGGCACCUUCCCCAGGCAAGCCGGUGUUGGGGAAUGGCAUUUUGACUGGCAAUGGAUGGACGCUGGUUGCGAAAAAGAAGGGGAGAGCAGCACCCAAGGAAGUUGGCCAGCCCAGGGGAGGUUUUCCUCGAUCAGCCCCACGUAUGGGCUUUGAAACAACCACUCAGGAAGGAAAGAGGAGGCAGAGGAAGGGAAGCCCUGGCUGGACGCUCUUGGGAGGGAUGAGCGUCUGAGCCCAGGAACAAGGGGUAUGAGGGCUGGUAUCUCCUCAGCCCUGCCCUUUUGGUAUCUUGGAGGAACCCUCAGCUGCUUGGCAACACCCAUACCUCUUCCACCCCCCCACCCCACCCCCCGUGUGAGAACCCACAUGCCCCGCAGGCCUUCCAAAGGGAAGGCUGGAUUUCCUUCUGAAGCCCACGGCCAUGUGAACUCAGCCUUCAGUCCUUAAACAACACAACCUGCCAGCGAUCAGGUUAUGACUGUCUUUCCCAUUAGCUGCUGCUGAACAAGUAACUUCCGCCAGCUCUGGGAGUGGGAUGUGCGGGCAGCAGGCAUGGCAGUCUGCAGUCCUUGCGGUCACCAGAAGCAGGAUGCAGCGACUGAGAAAGAGCACAUUUUAUUGGGAAGAGAGCACAUGACCAACGUGAAGGCAGCCUGCCGGGCACAAGGUACACGAGACGUUUGCUAGUAAAGACAACUGGGAAUGGACUCCGGGCUGGCAGCUUCCCCCCCUCCCCCUCUGGGGCCCAGGACGCUCCCACCAUUUCCUGGAAGGCAGCUGUGGUCCACUACAGAUAGAGCCCCUCAGGGGUGCCUUCUUGUUUUUUAUAAAGAACAUUUUCUUUAGAUUUUUUGAAGUCUUCAUUUGUUACUUUCAUCCUACGUUCUCUCAAGGCCAUCAGACCAGCUUCUGUACAGAUUGCCUGCAAGAAAGAAUAGUAUGUUCAGAAAGUGAAAUAUUUUUCUAACAAUUUGGAGAUCUAUUUUUUUUUUUUUUUUUUUUUUAAGGGCCGCAACUGCGGCAUUCCCAAACUAGGGAGCUGUAACUGCCAGUCUACACCACAGCCACAGCAAUGCAGGAUCUGAGUCACGUUUGCGACCUAUACCACGGCUCACGGCAACGCUGGAUCCUUAACCCACUGGGACACAACAGGAACUCCUUGGAGAGCUAUCUUGAAAUAAGGUAUAGAUACCCAGAAUAGACAAAAAUUUCUCAAACUGCUUGGGAAAGAUUAGAUUUUUUAAAAUGUUUUAAGCAUUCUGAUUAUUUUCUCAAAGGACCUGAGGUGGCUUAAACUGGGAGUAAUUCACUAAGGAAGAGAGGACUGGCCACUAUGUAAAUGUACACCGCAGGGCCUCCAAGGUCCAUAAGUUCUCACAGCUCUGCUCUCACUAAAGGGUGUAAUAAUAUUCCUAAGAAAUAGACAAAAUUAUAUCCAGAAACUUACAGAGGCCACAUAGAGUGUAUAUUCAUUUCACUUACCUGCAGUCCUUAAGAGAGCAUGUGUUCUGAUUAAAUAUUUACAAGUUUCAGUAUAGUAUAUACUCUUACUAUUUUCUCAAUGAUUACAUACCAAAAGUAAAACAAGAACCCAAGCAACAUGAAGUGAUUAAAAAUACAAUUCUGGCAGAGUUCCCAUUGUGGCAAAGUGGAUUAAAAAUCUAACUGCAGUGGCUCAGGUCGCUGUGGAGAUGUGGGUUCCAUCCCUGGCCCAGCACAGUCGAUUAAAGGAUCCAGCAUUGCUGUAUCUGUGUCUCAGAUUCAGUCCCCAGCCCAAGAACUUCCAUGUGCAGUGAGCUGCCAUUAAAAACCAAAGCAAAACCCACAGCCCUGGCGGUGAGGUUCCUAUUUGGUUGUGACCUUUAGGAUAUUUAUCUCAAGUUGUUCAGAAAAGACAGCAAAUAGGUAAAAUGGUAACACCUGGUAAACGAAGGUGCUGAGUGUAUGGGUGUUUACUACUGUAACUUUCCUGAAGGCUUGAAAUUUUUCUAAAUAAAAAGUUGAUGCAGAA